CGACGCCGCGCCAGCCAGCCAGCCGUCGUCCACGAGCCGCGUCGUCGCAGCAUCAUGGUGCUGCUCUCUCGUUCGUAGCAGCUCAGCUCCCCCGCCCAUGUGACCCCUCCCUCUCGUCCCAUGUGACCCGCCCUGAAUGCCACUGCCCUCACACCUCAUCACCACGCUCCCCUCCCCCACUUGAUCUCUCCGUGAUCCCGACCUCCCUCACCUCCUCCCUCCCUCGCACUCCUCCCUUGCUUGCAUCCAGCUACAUUCCUCAUUCUUCCUAGACCACAGCUCAAGCCAACCAUGAUCCGGCGCGGCAUGCCGCCGCUGCUCGCGCUCCUGCUUGUCGCCGCGGUCACCGCGCAGCAGGAGGGCAACGUGCCGGAGCAGUACGCGGCGUCCCUCGCCACCCGCUUCGACGCGCCGGCGAGCUGGCCGUUCCCGAACCCGCGCCUGCGGGCGGCCUACGCGGCGCUCCAGGCCUGGAAGCAGACGGCCAUCUUCUCCGACCCGGCCAACUUCACCGCCAACUGGCUCGGCCCCGACGUCUGCCGCUACAACGGCGUCUACUGCGCGCCCGCCCCGUCCGCCUACGGUGCGGUGACCGUCGCCGGGAUCGACCUCAACCACGCCGACAUCGCGGGCUACAUCCCCGCCUCCCUCCCGCUCGGCCUCCCGGACCUGGCGCUGCUGCACCUCAACUCCAACCGCUUCUGCGGGGUGGUGCCCGACACCUUCCGCCGCCUGCGCCUGCUCCACGAGCUCGACCUCAGCAACAACCGCUUCGUCGGCGCCUUCCCGGAGGUGGUGCUCGCGCUGCCGUCCCUCAAGUACCUCGACCUCCGCUUCAACGACUUCGAGGGCGCCAUCCCGCCGGCGCUCUUCGACCGCCCGCUCGACGCCAUCUUCCUCAACUCCAACCGCCUCCGCCACCCCAUCCCCGCCAACCUCGGCAACUCGCCGGCCUCCGUCGUCGUGCUCGCGCACAACCGGCUCGGCGGCUGCAUCCCGCCCUCCAUCGGGAGGAUGGCGGACACGCUCAACGAGAUCGUGCUCAUCGACGACCUGCUCACCGGCUGCGUCCCGCCGCAGGUCGGGCUGCUCAAGAAGGUGACGGUGUUCGACGUCAGCGGCAACCGGCUCCAGGGCGCGCUCCCCGCGGCCGUCGGCGGGAUGGCCGCCGUCGAGGAGCUCGACGUCGCCGGGAACCUCUUCGAGGGCGCCGUGCCGGCCGCCGUCUGCGGCCUCGCCGGGCUCAAGAACUUCACCUACGCCGACAACUUCAUCACCUCGCGCCCCGGCUGCGCGCAGGCCACCGCCGACGGCGCGUGGAACUGCAUCCCCGGGGCGCCCGCGCAGCGCCCAGCGGCGCAGUGCGCCGCCGCGGCCUCCCACCCGUUCGACUGCAGCAAGGCGCAAUGCCAGUUCCAGGCGUACACUCCCGCCACCCCCACGCCCGGUGGUGGCAAACCUUCCAGCCCGUCCUACCCGUCGCCGCCGUCAAGCACGACCACUCCGUCGUCCCAUUCGCCUCCCAAGGGCUCCGGCACGCCGGCAUACCCCUCGCCGCAUCAGGGAUCCACCACCCCGUCGCCACCUUCAAGCUCCACCACCCCGUCAUACCACUCGCCACCUCAGGGAUCCACCACGCCAUCGCCACCAGGCUCAACCACGCCGUCGUACCCGACGCCACCGUCCAGCUCCAGCACCCCGUCAUACCACUCGCCGCCCCAGGGAUCCACCACGCCAUCGCCACCCGGCUCAACCACCCCGUCGUACCCGACGCCUCCGUCGAGCUCCAGCACCCCGUCGUACCACUCGCCGCCCCAGGGAUCCACCACCCCAUCUCCAACGCAGGGCUCGACCACACCGUCGUACCCGACGCCGCCGUCCAGCUCCAGCACCCCGUCAUCCCACUCGCCGCCGCCGCAGAGCACGCCGGGGACCCCGUCCUCGUACCCGUCUCCUUCGUCAGGCACCCCGACGCCAGUAGGAGGCCACGCGCCGCCUCCCCCGACCUCAGCCGACAAGCCAGACGGUCGGUACGCGCCGCCCCCGGGCUCGUACGGCCCCACGACGCCCUCCGGCUCGACGCCACCCUCCUCCGGCAGCCACACGCCGUCGCCGCCCACGGAAUACCCCGGCUACGCUCUGCCUCCCCACUCGUCGGGAACCCCAGGCACCACGCCUCCAUCGCAGACGCACCCAGGCACCCCGUCCUCGCCGUCGUCAGGAACAACAACGCCGUCCACGCCCGAGCACUGCGCGCCGCCGUCCCAGGGCGGCAGCACCGGCCACCCGUCGCCGACGCCGUCCGGCGCGAAUCUGCCGUUCCCGCCGGUGUACGGCAUGGCAUACGGGUCGCCGCCACCGCCAAUGAAGCCGUACAACUAAUUCCUCCUGAUCCAUCGCCGGAGCAGCCGCCCACCGCCGCCAGUAUAAUACUUCACCUCGCGCUCUGCCAUUACCUGUAGUAUUUUUUUCCACCUUGGAUUUCUUUUCAUCUCUUCUUCUUUCUUCUUAAUUUGUUGCGAGUAUUUGAUCCACGAUCUACAGAGAUUGGAUGGAGUUAAAAGAGGCCCUCCUAUGUAUUCUUUCUACCCUGGAUGCCCGGAUUUAUUAAAUUAAUUUGGAUGUGUAA
Messenger RNA from Aegilops tauschii subsp. strangulata, 2629 nucleotides. RefSeq lists its product as uncharacterized. Lineage: Eukaryota; Viridiplantae; Streptophyta; Magnoliopsida; Poales; Poaceae. Gene Ontology annotation, molecular function: protein binding. The record is from RefSeq and is a predicted model, not a curated record.